This is a messenger RNA of Prunus avium (sweet cherry), 321 nucleotides long. The record is from RefSeq and is a predicted model, not a curated record. Lineage: Eukaryota; Viridiplantae; Streptophyta; Magnoliopsida; Rosales; Rosaceae.
AUGAUGAUUACGAAGCUGCUUUUGGGAACUGAGAGGGAAACUGAGAUAUUUUAUCGUUGCGUUUUCUCCUUUAUUUCACUCAAGACCAAGCGUGGUGCAGCCGCACUUGCCCGUUUGAAGGCAUAUGAGGGUGUUCAACCUCCUUAUGAUAAGAUGAAGAGGAUGGAGCUUGAGAACAAGAGGAAGGAGAGGGCCCAGCUUGCAUACGAGAGGAAGAAACAAUUGAACAAGCUGAUGGUGAAGGCAGAAAAGGAGUAUGGUUUAUGCACUGAAACUUGGAAAGGCAUUCCAGCUGGUGAAUGGACACUGUGCUCAUUGUGA